This is a messenger RNA of Debaryomyces fabryi, 1278 nucleotides long. RefSeq lists its product as uncharacterized. Gene Ontology annotation, molecular function: protein binding. The record is from RefSeq and is a predicted model, not a curated record. The coding region runs from base 1 to 1278 and encodes 425 amino acids. The transcript has a single exon. NCBI's taxonomy places the organism in Eukaryota, Fungi, Ascomycota, Pichiomycetes, Serinales, Debaryomycetaceae.
AUGACGGACGAUUACUCAGAACAAACAAGCCAAAAUCAGGUUGAAGAAGAAGAAUAUUUAAACAUCAACGAGGUCGAGGAAGAAGUUCCAGAAGAUGAUGUAAACGCACCAGCACCAGAAGAUGAUGAUGACGCCGAUAUGGACGUUGACGGUGAAGAAGACGGUGAGACUUUAGAGAUAGAUAUGUCAAACAAUUCAUGGGCAUAUUUUGACCAACAUAAGGACUCGAUUUUCACUAUUUUCAAGCACCCUACCUUACCAAUGGUUGUAACAGGGGGCGGAGACAAUACAGCAUUUAUGUGGACCACACACACACAACCGCCACGUUUCGUCGGUGAAUUGCAAGGCCACAAGGAAUCAGUCAUCACUGGUGGUUUUACCCAUGACGGGAAAUACGUCGUUACUGGGGAUAUGAAUGGUUAUAUCCAAGUGCAUAAGUCAACAAAGAAUGGUCAAAAAUGGACCAAGUUUGCUGAUUUGGAAGAAGUUGAGGAAGUCUUGUGGAUUACCGUACACCCAAGUUUGCCUUAUUUUGCAUUCGGAGCUAACGAUGGAUCUGUGUGGUGUUACCAAAUCGAUGAAUCCAGUAAUUCACUUGUGCAAUUAAUGUCAGGUUUCUCACACUCAUUAGAAUGUAACACUGGUAUAUUUGUAAACACCGACAAAGGUGAAGACGAAUUAAGCUUAGUCUCCGUUUCUGAAGAUGGUACCGUUGUAAACUGGAAUUGUUUUACUGGUGCCGUCAACUACAGAUUGCAACCAUAUGACGACUUCAAAGGGGUAGAAAGUCCUUGGGUCUCUCUUAAGGCUUACAAGAAUGUUAUUGCCAUUGGUGGACGUGAUGGUCAAUUGGCUAUAAUAAAUAAUGACGCAGGUAAAAUUGUUCAUACCAUUAAGACGCUUGAAAGCGCUGAAGACGAAGCAGAAUUGUCUAUCGAAGCAUUAUCCUGGUGUACUGCACCACUGAUUAACUUGUUGGCCGUAGGUUUGGUCUCCGGUGAUUUAUUGUUGUUUGAUACCUUGCAAUGGAGAUUACGUAAAUCCGUCAAAAUAGACGACACUAUAACUAAAUUAGAAUUCGUUGAGGGAACUCCAUACUUGAUUGGUUCUUCAAUGAACGGUAAGAUUUAUAAAUGGGAUGCUAGAACGGCCGAAGAAGUGUUCGUUGGUGUCGGUCAUAACAUGGGUGUUUUAGAUUUUACUGUGUUGGAAAAUGGAAACAAAUUAAUAACUGCUGGUGAUGAAGGUGCUGCCUUGAUCUUUGUAACCCAACAGUAA